Messenger RNA from Fusarium poae, 1575 nucleotides. RefSeq lists its product as uncharacterized. The transcript has 9 exons. The coding region runs from base 1 to 1575 and encodes 524 amino acids. The record is from RefSeq and is a predicted model, not a curated record. Lineage: Eukaryota; Fungi; Ascomycota; Sordariomycetes; Hypocreales; Nectriaceae.
AUGGGAAGGCCCUGGAUCAUCCUGGCUCUUUUGGGUCUUGUCCAGAUAACUGUCGUCUAUGCACAGCUGGUCAUCGAACCAACAGCCCAGGAAGUAGUGGAUGCAGCCCUCGAGGCCCUCGGCGGUACCGGUCCGAUCAGUCAACUCAAAGGAAUUACUUUCCAUGCACCAAAGUUAGACUCUCGAAUAGCCGAUACAUCGGUCAUGAUAUCUGGGUCCCAGAACAUCUCUUAUAGGCUUGACCUUGAUGUUUUGCAACAGAGAAUCGACCGCCAUGCGACCCCUUCAAACUCGUGGUCUUGGGGUUCGCCUGAUCUUAAACCAGUUGACUUUUCGCUUGUCGUACAUGAUGGGGCAGAUGGUUUCGCAUGUUAUGUCAAAGGAAACAACAUGAUCCAUAUGACAGAGAAUGUCACAUUCGGUUACACAGAUGCUGCUCUCACUCGAAAUCUUGCCAUCGAGGCUCGAAUGCUGUCCCCUCAUCUUUUAUACCACAUGAGAAACUCCACGUCUGUGUCUUCGAAUUUGCCAUACAUUGUACGCUCGACAGAGGCCCACCCAAUUUACGGAGACGCAAAAAAGGAUUUGUACCUCUCUGAUUACAAGAAGGUCGAGGGCAUCAGAUUCCCGCAACUUGUCCAAACUAUCUACAACUCGACCCGGCAGCGUCUCAGUGCCGUUCUAGAAGACUUUCGCAUCGAACAAGUCACUCUCAACCCGGACUUUCCCAAUGGAUACUUCGAUGGAAUUCCUGAAGAUCAGAGCUUGGGGCCAAAAACUCCACCUGCUACCUCGUCCCAUAUGAUCUUGGAAGGCCUUGUGACUGAUUAUAGUUCCAGUAUGCUCGGAUCGGGUGUCGUUCAAGAACCAUUGAAGAUCAUUCGAGCUGAAAACCCAGUUCGCGGUCUACCUCAGGUACACUGGCUUGUUCUCAACGACAGCGAUGAACUCGGGUUCAAGAUAGUCAUCAUCGAGUUUGACCACGAAGUGAUUCUUUGCGAUGCUCCACCAGGAUGGGGUGAAACAAUCAAGCAUUGGGUUGCAGAGAACAUCAAGAAACGCAUCACCUUUGUUGCACCUUCACAUCAUCAUCGCGACCACUCUGGUGGAGUUCCCGAAUUCACCAUGGCCGGUGCCAGGUUAAUUAUCCCCGAGAUCGCUGCAGAUUAUUGGUCUAGUGUCCCUUCAGCUUCGUUUAAUACAUUCAAUCAAAGCCAUCCUUAUAAACAUACCGACGGCAAAAUCGUGGCUUGGUUCAACUGGGUAGCCCAAGGACCACAUGCUUCUGAUUGGACGUAUGUCGUUAUCACGGAGUUGUGUCCUUCUGCCGACUCGCCUGUGGUAGCAUUCGAAGCCGAUUGUUGGGAGGCUGGGCUGGAUGCUGAGCUUUCAAAUCAGGGCCAAAUGAGACAGUGGUUGGACCAGAUUUCCUCAGAUGGUCUACCUCGACACACAAUAGUCUUCCCUUCUCAUGGAAGGAUAACUCCAUUGGAGCAGCUUCUUGAGAUUACGGCCUACCCGUAUCCCAAUUUUGACGUUACGAACUGGAGGAAUGGGGCGGCAAUCUGUAGUUAG